CGAUCUUGAUCAUGGUUCAUUCCCUUCAUUCCAUUGUUCUGCUUCCAGCCAGAUUCAAUGCCUCAAGACGAGGAAGCGAGCGAGCAUACCCAUCUGCUGUCUCCAAGGGUCGCUGAGUUGUCAGGACGCAGAAGAAGUAGUCAGCGGCCCAACGAGCUGGACGAGGCUUUUCCCAUUAUAUCUUCACAUGUCUCUAAGGAAGAGCGAGAACUUGCUGGUACUGCUGUCGGGGAGAGGCUGCCUUACAACGAUUACGCCACCAUUGAUUGGUUACAUGAUUUAGUUUGUCUAAUUGGGCUCUGGUAAUAACGUUCAUGUUGGCAGCUGCUUCUGAUCAAGGAUUCAUUUCGAUAUCGUGGAGCCCAUAUCCAAGAAAAGUAUCAAGGACCGCGUGCUUG
Messenger RNA from Hyaloscypha bicolor E, 398 nucleotides. RefSeq lists its product as uncharacterized. The transcript has a single exon. Lineage: Eukaryota; Fungi; Ascomycota; Leotiomycetes; Helotiales; Hyaloscyphaceae. Bases 58 to 306 code for a protein of 82 amino acids. The record is from RefSeq and is a predicted model, not a curated record.